AUGCUCGGGCUUUCUUAUUGGAUCGUACCCAUCUUCUCCGCGGUAGUAUGGACUGGCAUGCUCAUCGCCAUGAUGGUCUAUUGGGCCUCCACUGGCAAGCCCAUAUACUCAACGAUGAGCCAAGGGCAGCACAUCCCAUACAUCUCUGAUAUUGGUGCCGAUAAGCUCAAGCCCAUGUUCAUUGCAAUGUCUGUCGUCACAGUAGUAACAUUCGACUGCGCCUUCAUUUUCGAGCGAUGGCUGCGACACACCAACAAACUCCGCCCAAACACGUCCAACUGGCAAAAGCUAUACUCCGUAUGCGCCACCGUUGCCGCUGUCGCCGGUGCCGCCGGUCUCAUCCUUCUCACCAUUUUCGAUUGCAAGCGACACAACACCCUGCACAACAUUUUCCUUGUCGUCUUCAUUGCAAGUUACAUCAUCAGUGCCAUCUUCAUCUGCUGGGAAUACCAACGCCUGGGUGUUCAUUACCGUGAGGAAUCCAUUCUGCGCAUCUCCUUCUGGAUCAAGCUAUUCUUCAUCAUCUUCGAAGUUUGUCUCGUCAUUGCAUUCGGCGUCUGCUCAAAGACAGACAGGUGGAACGCUGCUGCUGUCCUGGAAUGGAUCAUUGCAUUUACGUACUGCUUCUACGUCGCCAGCUUCUUCAUCGAUUUCCUGCCUGCCAGGCGCACAAAGCAUCACCAAUCCAAGGAAACAGAGGUGCAGAUGUUGGAGGAAGGUGGUCAGACGCAUUCAACCACCGACAACGCUCGCAUGGGUGCGCCCUACCCUACUCCUCUCUCCUCGAGGAACUUUUAG
This is a messenger RNA of Bipolaris oryzae ATCC 44560, 798 nucleotides long. RefSeq lists its product as uncharacterized. Gene Ontology annotation, cellular component: Golgi membrane; endoplasmic reticulum membrane. The record is from RefSeq and is a predicted model, not a curated record. NCBI's taxonomy places the organism in Eukaryota, Fungi, Ascomycota, Dothideomycetes, Pleosporales, Pleosporaceae. The transcript is spliced from 2 exons. Bases 1 to 798 code for a protein of 265 amino acids. Gene Ontology annotation, biological process: GPI anchor biosynthetic process.